AUGCGGUGCGGAGGGACGCCGCCGCCCCCCAGGCAGAGGAGCCGAGCCCGAGGAGGAGGAGGCUGCCGGCGUGUCGCAGCACCAGACAAGAGGUUGAGGACAAGAUGAUCGCUGAAACUGAACAUAUGAUGUCAGAACGUGUUAAUGACAGCCCAGAGCAGAGACACCAGAUGUCGCCACCAACUUUGGGCUAUUUCAGUGUGGGCCCUUUGCUGCAGACACCCUCUGCGGAUGACCUGGGCAUGGCCUGUUCCAUGGUGCAAACUCAGACUCUGAGCAGUGUGGAGAGUCCCCUAGCUCAGAGCCACCUCUUGAGAAGCUUGGAGCAGAGCUCUACAGUACAAACACAGACCCUGCGAAAUCUCGAGAAGCACCUCAAUGACUUGAAGAAGGAGAAUUUCAGCCUCAAGCUGCGCAUCUAUUUCUUGGAGGAGCGCAUGCAACAGAAGUAUGAAGCCACUCGCGAUGACGUCUACAGACGGAACAUUGAGCUGAAGGUGGAAGUCGAGAGCCUGAAAAAAGAACUCCAAGAGAAGCAGCAGAACUUGGAUAAAGCUUGGGAAGCAGCAGAGAACCUGAGUGGUCAGAAUGAAGCGGACAUCUGUCACCUGCAAGAGAGCGAACGGGCUUAUGAGAACCUGGAGAAGAAAAUCCACCUGCUGCGAGAGGAGGCCCGGUCAGCAAGAACUGAAGCAGAGCAGAUGGCAGUUCUGGCGGAGGCUGAGAAGGAACACUGUUUAGAACUCACCAAGCAGCUGACUGAGUAUUCCAAGAAGCAGGAUGAGACCAGGGAAAGCCAGGCUCUUUUGGAUACCUACAAUGUCACCUUGUCGGAGAAAGACAAGAGAAUUGAGGAGCUGACCUGGCAACUGAGUGACAAAGAGAAACUCCUCACACUGCUGUCCAAAGAGAAACAGAACCUGCUGCACCAUUUGGACAAAAUCCCAGAAAUGGAGGUGCAGGUAAUAAUAAUGCAGCUACAUGAUCAACAGCAACUCACAUGGCACGACUCUUCAUUAGGCAAGCAGGCUUUGGAAUUAAAUAAUGCUGAAUUGCUGGAACAAAUCCGCCACUUUGAUGCUAACAAUAAGUUGCUGCAAGAGAAACUGAAUGAGAUGGAUUUUGAAUUGAAGUCUGUCCAGCAAACAUCCCAGAGGCAAGACCACCAAAUCCAGAAUUUGAAUGAGACUCUGAAAAGCAAAGAAACUGAGUCUGAAGAACUGUAUCGCGUGAUUGAAGGGCAGAAUGAGACAAUAACCAAGCUGCAAGAUAUGCUACAUAGAAGCCAGCUUGGACAAUUGCAGGACUCAGAGAGUUCUUCCUCGUCGCAGCAGAAGCAGCAAAUGGCUCUGCUUGAGUUGCAGAACACCCUUUCCGUUGUUCAGCUGGAGCUGCAGCAGAUGAGAAGGGCCAAGCAGCAAAAGGAUCGCCAGCUGGCCGAGGAGAAGCGAGCCACCCAGCUUGUAGAGACAUGGUUGCAAGAGGAGCAGCAGCAGAAAGAAGCGGCGUGGAAGCAAAAUUGGGAGUUGCAGGCUACUCUUCAGCAGCUGCAAACAGAGCUACAGACCAAGAACUGGCAGUGCUGGACUGUGGAGAGGGAGAAAUGCUCAGCGAUCAAGGGGCAAGAGCAGAAAAUCAAGCAGUUGAACUACUGCCUGGCUUACAAAGAACAGCUUGUGCAGGAGUUUAAAGAACUUCUCCAAUAUCAUCAGAACUUGGACAAGAGCCCCCCCUCUGCAGCUGCUGACAUGGUACAGAAAUUGCAACAGCGAGUCAAAGACAGAGAUGUUGCUCUGGAGCAAGCCGUAGAUGAAAAGUUCCGUGUGCUUGAAGAGAAAGAGCAAGAGCUGCAGCAUCUUCACUGGUCUCUGAGGGAACGAGAGCAGGACUUGGAAAGGCUGCGUAGGGCCCUGUCCAGUAAUGAGACCACCAUUCAGGGCCUCGAGAAUAUGCUGAAAACCAAAGGUCUGGAACUGGAGCAGCUGUCGGCAACCUGCCAGAACUUCCAGUGGGUGAAAGAGGAAGUAGAAGCGAAAUUUCAAAGCUGGCAGGUGGAGCAAGAGGGGAUCAUCCAGCAGCUGCAGACCGCUCUGCAUGACAGGAACAAAGAAGUGGAGGCGCUCUCCGCAGCUCUGCAACGCAAGAUGGGGCCUGGGCAGAGGGAUAUCGUAGAAGAGCUCUGCUUCCGUCUCCAGCAGAAGGAGCGGAUGAUCCAGGAACGCCUCAACGAUGUGAACCGACACACUGAGGAGCAGAAGGCUGCGAUCCAGAGCUUGCUUCAAACCAUGAGCACCAAGGUGCAACGAAGCCAGGCAUUGAUGCGAGGAAGAUCUGGUGACAACAUCACUAUUACAAUCCCUAAGGGAGAAAACAGCAUGUCCAAAAAGGAUGAUGGUGCAUCGGAGUCGACAGCUGGUCUGGAGAAGGAACUCUCCAGCAUGAAAGAAGAGCUUGAUCUGUUGGCACGAAAGGAAAGAGAGAGCCGACUGGAACUCUCCGCUCUUCAGUCUGUGGUGGUUUCCCAAGAGCACGAACUGCAGGUUCAAGCCUCCGAUGUCGAAUCUCUCACACGGAGCAUCCAGAUCAAAGAGGAACUUAUCAAGGACCUGCAGAUGCAGCUGGUCGAUCCAGAAGAAAUGCCGGCUGUGGAGAGGCUGACCCAGGAAGUUCUGAUGCUUCGCGAAAAAGUCGUUUCAAGAGUGAAUCGCAAGGUGUCAGGAAGCCGCGGGAAACAGGAACUGUUGCUGGUAUUGGAGGAGCUGGCAGCAGAGAAGAAUCAUCUGAAUGAAUCCCUGCAAACAGAAAAGCAGCUCUACAGCACUUUGGUGAAAUUCCAUGCUCAUCCCAACAGCACAGAGCAAGAAACAGGCACGCUGUAUGCUGAACUGGACGGGGCCCGGGCACUCCACAAAAGGCUAGAAGAGGCUCUUGGGAGAACCUUGGAGCGCUUGCUCAGGCUGGACUCGCUGGACACAAACGGAGGUGGGAAACAUCAUCGUGUGACAGUCCUGCCCAAGCAUGCCUUCUGAAUUCUGCCUUCACGCUGCUGCAGAAUAGAAGCUGAUCACUAACAGAGCGCGGCCUGUCUCGAAAUUGGGAGGGCUGGUUAGUUCCCUACUAGUAGUCCGGUGGCAUUGACUGGAAAUGGCUGCCUGUGUGCCGCCAUUCACGUUCCUGGCGCGAUCCUGCCGUGUCAGGGAGGUUUGGAAAGUAGAUUUCCGUCAUCUAAAUCAUUCCCUCUUCAGUUGCUUCCCCAUCCCCCACUUUCUUUCUCCUUCCCUCCUGUUUGGCUAAAUAAAGUUUAUUCCCCACCUCCAA
Molecule: messenger RNA, 3318 nt
Organism: Sphaerodactylus townsendi
Lineage: Eukaryota; Metazoa; Chordata; Lepidosauria; Squamata; Sphaerodactylidae
Gene: PDE4DIP
Product: phosphodiesterase 4D interacting protein
Exons: 24
Coding region: 105-3029 (974 amino acids)
Cellular component (GO): microtubule organizing center
Source: RefSeq, a predicted model, not a curated record